Molecule: messenger RNA, 895 nt
Organism: Cyprinus carpio (common carp)
Lineage: Eukaryota; Metazoa; Chordata; Actinopteri; Cypriniformes; Cyprinidae
Product: group XIIA secretory phospholipase A2-like
Biological process (GO): lipid catabolic process; arachidonate secretion; phospholipid metabolic process
Cellular component (GO): extracellular region
Molecular function (GO): A2-type glycerophospholipase activity; calcium ion binding
Source: RefSeq, a predicted model, not a curated record
AAAAAAAAAAAAAAAUAGUAGAAGAAGAACUUUGCUCACAUAUAAACGAGAAGCCGCCGCUUUCACUGACGCGUACUUGAUUUAUUAAUACUUAUUUGUUAUUAACAGUUUUUAUAAGUAAUAACAACCUUAUUAUAACGGCUCUAUUAAAGCAUGUCGGUUCUCUUUUUGGAAACGUAAGUAAAAGAAAUACUUUCCACACAGACUGUGAAGCGGGACUUGUUGAACUAUGCCCUGUCGUGUCAUCUGCGUUAAACUGCUGCUCUCCGCUGGAAUACUGAUCGAUGUGAUUAAAGGCGAUGAGUUUACUGAAGAAAUUAAGCCUCCAGACUGGAGAAAGACCCUAAAAUCCAUCCGGAACGGGAUCCAUAAAAUAGACAAAUACCUUAAUAUGGCUUUGGAUUUCAUCGGAGGUUCAGACGGACGCUGUAUUUUUAAGUGCAACGACGGGUACACACCGGUUCCUCGUCCCAAAUAUAAAUCACCUCCACCCAACGGAUGCGGCUCCCCUCUGUUUGGAUUUCAGUUUGACAUUGGGAUCCCAUCUAUGACAAGAUGCUGUGAUGAACACGAUCUGUGCUAUGAUACUUGUGGGAGAGAGAAAAAUGACUGUGAUGAGCAGUUCCAAGUCUGUCUGGAGUCCAUCUGUAGUAAUUUACAAAUGACACUGGGCUUGUCCCAGAGUGUUCAAGCCUGUGAAUCAGCAGUGACUUUGCUCUUUGAUACUGUCAUGCACUUGGGAUGUAGACCUUACCUGGAUGGCCAAAGAUCAUCCUGCAUUUGCCACUAUGAAGAGAAGGCUGAUCUGUGAACGGUUUAUAUAUUUAUGUUGAAGUUUGAUUGUGUGUUAUGGUCUCAGGGUACAGCAGAACACAAUACAUUUUUUUUUUUGCUU